AAAUAGUAAAUAUCUUCAUAUUCCACACUUAAUCCUCACUUAUGUGUGUUCUUUUCACUCACUCACUUUUCACACAACCAUUCCCGGUAGACAAUAAUGAGUUUAAUUAUUUGUACAAUUUUAAUCCUGAAUUUGAACAAAUAUGUUGACUCGGCUGCGUUCGUUUUGCCUCCUCAGGAAAAACCUCCAGGCUAUGACUGCGCUGAAGGAUGUUACGUGCCAGACAUUGACGGUGUGAUACCUUACUAUGGAACGUAUUCUCCAGCAAAUGGGUCCUCUUGUAUUGAAUACAAUUGCAACCCAGAUGGGUAUACUUCAAUAUACACGUGCGGAAAAAUAGCUGAUGCAGGUGAAUGCACAAUCAUACCCGGAAAUUUAUACCUAGAAUACCCGGACUGCUGUGAUAACGUAGAAUGUGGUGAAUACGUCACUAUCAUUGAAUACGAAGAACCAUGUAGCGACGAAUAUUUGUCGUGUGAAGAAGAUUGUGUUUGUGAUGAGAGCGCGUCUUGUGAAGAGCCGAAUUGCGAUGAAUGUGAAGCAACGUGUGAUGAUGGAUCUAGGGAAGAGUCGAAUUGCGAUGAAGGUGAUGCAACGUGUGAUACAAGAUCUGGCGAAGAGCCGAUUUGCGAAGAGCCGAGUUGCGAACAGCCAAAUUGCGAAGAGCCGAAUUGUGAAGAGCCGAGUUGCGAAGAGCCGAGUUGCGAAGAGCCGAGUUGCGAAGAGCCGAAUUGCGAAGAGUCGAAUUCUGAAGAGCCGAAUUGCGAAGAGCCGAUUUGCGAAGAGCCGAAUUGUGAAGAGCCGAGUUGCGAAGAGCCGAGUUGCCAAGAGCCGAGUUGCCAAGAGCCGAGUUGCCAAGAGCCGAGUUGCGAAGAGGCGAUUUGCGAAGAGCCGAGUUGCGAAGAGCCGAGUUGCGAAGAGCCGAGUUGCGAAGAGCCGAGUUGCGAAGAGCCGAGUUGCGAAGAGCCGAGUUGCGAAGAGCCGAGUUGCGAAGAGCCGAGUUGCGAAGAGCCGAGUUGCGAAGAGCCGAGUUGCGAAGAGCCGAGUUGCGAAGAGCCGAGUUGCGAAGAGCCGAGUUGCGAAGAGCCGAAUUGUGAAGAGCCAAGCGGCGAACAGCCGAGUUGCGAAGAGCCGAAUUGCGAAGAGCCGAAUUGCGAAGAGCCGAGUGGCGAACAGCCGAGUUGCGAAGAGCUGAUUGGCGAAGAGCCGAUUUGCGAAGAGCCAAGCGGCGAACAGCCGAAUUGCGAAGAGCCGAGUUGCGAAGAGCCGAGUUGCGAAGAGCCGAGUUGCGAAGAGCCGAGUUGCGAAGAGCCGAGUUGCGAAGAGCCGAGUUGCGAAGAGCCGAGUUGCGAAGAGCCGAGUUGCGAAGAGCCGAGUUGCGAAGAGCCUAGUGAUGAACAGACGAGUUGCGAAGAGCCGAAUUGUGAAGAGCCAAGCGGCGAACAGCCGAGUUGCGAAGAGCCGAAUUGCGAAGAGCCGAGUGGCGAACAGCCGAGUUGCGAAGAGCUGAUUGGCGAAGAGCCGAUUUGCGAAGAGCCAAGCGGCGAACAGCCGAAUUGCGAAGAGCCGAAUUGCGAAGAGCUGAAUUGUGAAGAGCCUAGUGGCGAACAGCCGAGUUGCGAAGAGCCGAUUUGCGAAGAGCCUAUUGGCGAAAUGCCGAUUUGCGAAGAGCCAAGUGGCGAACAGCCGAGUUGCGAAGAGCCGAGUUGCGAAGAGCCGAGUUGCGAAGAGCCGAGUUGCGAAGAGCCGAGUUGCGAAGAGCCGAUUUGCGAAGAGCCGAUUUGCGAAGAGCCGAGUUGCGAAGAGCCGAAUUGUGAAGAGCCUAGUGGUGAACAGCCGAGUUGCGAAGAGCCGAGUUGCGAAGAGCCGAGUUGCGAAGAGCCAAAUUGUGAAGAGCCAAGCGGCGAACAGCCGAGUUGCGAAGAGCCGAAUUGCGAAGAGCCGAAUUGCGAAAAGCCGAGUUGCGAAGAGCCGAGUUGCGAAGAACCGAGUUGCGAAGAGCCGAGUUGUGAAGAGCCGAAUUGUGAAGAGCCAAGCGGCGAACAGCCGAGUUGCGAAGAGCCGAAUUGCGAAGAGCCGAGUGGCGAACAGCCGAGUUGCGAAGAGCUGAUUGGCGAAGAGCCGAUUUGCGAAGAGCCAAGCGGCGAACAGCCGAAUUGCGAAGAGCCGAAUUGCGAAGAGCUGAAUUGUGAAGAGCCUAGUGGCGAACAGCCGAGUUGCGAAGAGCCGAUUUGCGAAGAGCCUAUUGGCGAAAUGCCGAUUUGCGAAGAGUUAAGUGGCGAACAGCCGAGUUGCGAAGAGCCGAGUUGCGAAGAGCCGAGUUGCGAAGAGCCGAGUUGCGAAGAGCCGAGUUGCGAAGAGCCGAGUUGCGAAGAGCCGAGUUGCGAAGAGCCGAGUUGCGAAGAGCCGAUUUGCGAAGAGCCGAUUUGCGAACAGCCGAGUUGCGAAGAGCCGAAUUGUGAAGAGCCUAGUGGUGAACAGCCGAGUUGCGAAGAGCCGAGUUGCGAAGAGCCGAGUUGCGAAGAGCCGAAUUGUGAAGAGCCAAGCGGCGAACAGCCGAGUUGCGAAGAGCCGAAUUGCGAAGAGCCGAAUUGUGAAGAGCCAAGCGGCGAACAGCCGAGUUGCGAAGAGCCGAAUUGCGAAGAGCCGAGUGGCGAACAGCCGAGUUGCGAAGAGCCGAAUUGUGAAGAGCCUAGUGGUGAACAGCCGAGUGGCGAAGAACCGAUUUGCGAAGAGUCGAGUUACGCAGAGCCGAACUGCUAUGAAGGUGAUGCCACGUGUGAUACUGGAUCUAGCGAAGAGCCAGUUAACAAUUAAAGCGAUACUUGUUUAGUGAUAAAUUGAUCGUGUAAUAAUAGAUGUAUCUGAGAGUCGAAUAGCGAUGUAGUUUAUGUAUCUAAUGUAACUAGCGGGUUAAAAGGCAACAUUGAAGCAAUUCGCCUAAAAACAUGAUGUUUUACAUUCGCUGACAUUGCGCACUACAUUUUAUUGUGCAAAUAUAACAAAAUUUAGAUGAGCUGCUCUAAUGUGGUCCUUUACACCCCCUGAUUUGUAAUGACACCUAUCACGUUGAUCGUUAGAUCAACGCAAGCUCGGUGAGGUGUGGGUACUUACUUCAUCUUCCGAUGGAUGUACCUCUAACUAUCCCAUUGGGAAAAAGUCGUGAGCUUAUAAUAUAAUGUUUGUAUUAAGUAUGUUAUGUUUUGUUUUGUAAUUCUUUUAAGUAUCCUAUCAAUAGCCAUUCUGGUAUGGAAACAGGGGUUUAAAAAGGCCAUAUCGAAGUAAUUCAUCUAAUAAACGGCACGGUUUUUUGUUGGCACGUUCAAUUCAUUUAUUACUAAUUAUAAGCGUAAUAUGGGUACUGGUUUCUGCCAGCAUUCAUUAGGCAUUCGUACCAUACUCUUAGCAACAAUAUGCUGAGUCAGUCGCAUUUCCCUGGGCAGUGUUAGCUACUAGUCACAAAUUGUUAAACUUAAUUUAUGUAAAUGCUUUUGUAACCUUCACUGUUUUGGGAAUAAAGUUAUUCUAUUCUAUUCUAAAUAAUCAAUAUAGCUAUUUGACAUUACUUUUAUAUGCGCUUGCUUUAAUGUGGGCCUUUCAACCCCACCCAGAAUGUCACUUUUAUAAAAUUUAUUGUCGUUUUCAAAUAAAGUUACUAAAAUUCUAAGUGAUCUUAAGUAAAUAUACUUUCUUAUUAAUUAUACAAGAAUAUAACAUA
Messenger RNA from Pectinophora gossypiella (pink bollworm), 3718 nucleotides. Its product is annotated as keratin-associated protein 16-1-like. Gene Ontology annotation, molecular function: serine-type endopeptidase activity. The record is from RefSeq and is a predicted model, not a curated record. Bases 97 to 2817 code for a protein of 906 amino acids. NCBI's taxonomy places the organism in Eukaryota, Metazoa, Arthropoda, Insecta, Lepidoptera, Gelechiidae. The transcript is spliced from 3 exons. Gene Ontology annotation, biological process: proteolysis. Gene Ontology annotation, cellular component: keratin filament.